This is a messenger RNA of Helicoverpa armigera (cotton bollworm), 1507 nucleotides long. RefSeq lists its product as uncharacterized. The record is from RefSeq and is a predicted model, not a curated record. The coding region runs from base 1 to 1233 and encodes 410 amino acids. The transcript is spliced from 3 exons. NCBI's taxonomy places the organism in Eukaryota, Metazoa, Arthropoda, Insecta, Lepidoptera, Noctuidae.
AUGUGUACACCUUUACACUUGUUUUUAAAUACAAUAUUAUUAUACUGUGUUAUUAAUUUAAAUAAUUGUGAAACUCGUGCUCAAAGUGUAGUCGAACAGAACCAUGAUUUUAAUGUAUUGGUGGACGGCUUAUAUUCAUUGUAUAAGGAUUCAUUUCAAAAUGGCAAAGUAUACCAGACGCGAAGAAUGUUAAUAAAUGAUAAAUCUUAUGCGUUGCACGUAAAAAAACUUAAAGAAGUCAAUGGAUUGAAAAGGCACAAUCUAAAAGUCGAAGGAAUGGGUUUGCGCAGUCAUCCAAUAGUCUACAUAAAUAAUCCGGUUGAAUCUGCCGUGCCUAACGCCUAUCUAACCAUAGACCAAUUCAAAAAUGCUAUGAUCCAUAAAGCUGAAGAUAAGAAAAAAGAAUUUAAUAAUGAAUUCAUCCACAAGAACCAAAAAACUGAGAAACCUAAAAAAGAAGUUAAAAAAGUUAAACACAGAGCUAAAGCUACAACAAAAGCCCACUCUGAGCGUAGUCCGAAAUUUGUUCGCAGUCAACUAAAAAAGAGUCCUAACAGAAAAAAUCCUACUAAACCAAUAACAAAAAAAAGGACUGCUAGAAAAUUGACUGCUAGAAAACUGACUACUAGAAAGCUGAAUGCUAGAAAACUGACUACUAGAAAAAUGACUGCAAGAGAACUGACUACUAGAAAACUGAUUAGUAGAAAACUGACUACUAAAAAACCGACUACUAGAAAACUGACUGCUAGAAAACAGACUACUAGAAAACUGACUACUAUUAAAAAGAUCCAGAAAGUCGUCAAUAAAGUAAAACAAGUGAUUAAUAUUCCUAUUAAGUCUACAACUGAAAAACCUACACAAGGAUCAACAACCGCAUCCCUAGUACAAAAUAAAACAGCUAGCUUAGUUACAAAAGCUACUGUUCAAAAUAAUCAUGUAAAUGUAACUAAUGAAAUAUUAGCAACUAAAACGACAAUUUUGCGACAAAAUGUUACUGACGCAAAAUUUGAAACGAAAUCUGUUACUGAAAUACUAACAAAUGUUACUGAAAUACCACCAAAUGUUACUGAAAUACCAACAAAUGUUACUGAAGAACCGACGAUUGUUACUGAAACACCGAUUGUUACUGAUACAAUAACAACAGUUACCGAACCGAGUACAACUGAGACGACAACAGUGAAGACUAAAAGAACUAAACAAGCAAGACCAUACGUGUUCAUGGGAGGCAGCUAAAAGCUUUAUUAUUUUAUAUCACCGGCUCCAAUUUAUAAAUAAGGAUAAGGGGCUUUUUUAGAAUAAAUUAAUUACUUAAUAUUUUAAUGAUGUAAUCAAUUCCUAUAAGAAUUAUUGAUUCUUAUAAUUAUGAAUUUAACUUUACUGAAACUAUGAAUAAAGUCAUGAAAUUGAAAAGGUUUCGAAACUGUAAUACCUAUUUCGUGUGGAAGAUGCUUUAGAGAAAUUGUUUAAAAGUUAAUAAAAUGGAUUUAAUUAAGUUAAAUAAAUAGUG